Messenger RNA from Drosophila elegans, 1919 nucleotides. RefSeq lists its product as uncharacterized. Bases 71 to 1798 code for a protein of 575 amino acids. The record is from RefSeq and is a predicted model, not a curated record. Lineage: Eukaryota; Metazoa; Arthropoda; Insecta; Diptera; Drosophilidae. The transcript has 5 exons.
GCUCGCCCGAUUGCAUUAGUGGAAUUUCAACCGCGAGUGUCGAACGUUUUUCCGGAGAAAAGUAAAAAAAAUGAAUAAGUUGCUGAUUUUGGCCCUUUGCUUGGGUGUGGUCUAUGGAGAUUUCCAGGAAAGACCCAAACGUGAUAGUUUUCAGUCUCGCCACAACAGUGCCCACCAGCAGGCGGUGGAACAGGCACGCAGAAACUCUGGCUACGGAAGCGGUGGCUACGGCAGUGGUGGUUAUGGAGGUGGUGGCUUUGGAGGUGGAUUCGGCGGAGCCUCUGGCCAGGUUGAUGGCUCCUUGGGAAAACUGGAGAACUCCUACGACUCUGUGGGUGCGACUGAAUCCGCCGAAGGAGCUGGUGGCUUAGGUGGUGCCGCUGAGACUGUGGGUGCUGGAGCUGGUGUUGGUGGUGCUGGAGUUGGAGUUGGUGGCGCAACUGGUGGUGGCUCCUUUGGCGUAAACAGUGGCUCCUCCUUUGGCUCUGGUUUUGGUACCCAGAACGCUGGCUCUUUCGGUACCCAGAACGCUGCCUCCUUUGGCUCCCAGAACGCUGCCUCCUUUGGUGCCCAGAAUGCCGCCUCUUUCGGGUCCUCCUUCUCCACCAACGCCGCCUUCCAGUCCAGCGCCGCCUCCAACUUCGGCAGCACCGCCGCCCACCAUGUGGGCAGCAAUGUGGAGUUCGCCGAGAACGCCAAUGCCGGCAACAAGGUCGACUUUGGUGCCUCCAACUCCGUGGACACCGUUGGCCGAUUGGUCGCCGGAGUUCAAAGUGCCCCAUCUACUUCCGAGUACUACAGGCAAGAGAAGGUCACGGUCGGAGCUCCACAGCAGGUGGUCUCUUACACAGUUCCCGGCUCCUCGCAGCGGUUUGUCCAUCAUGAGGAGCGGAUUGUCGAGCAACCUCGCCCGGUAGUUGUGCAGACGCCAGUUGAAACCUCUCACUAUUACUCACGAAAGGUGGUCACCACCGCCAGCGCACCGCAGGUGAUGCAGCCAUCCGCCAGCUUGACCUAUGGAUCGAACACCAAUGCCGCCUCCACUUUCGGUGGCAAUGCCGCCUCCACUUUCGGCAGCAAUGCCGCCUCCACUUUUGGCAGCAACUCCGCUUUCAACACGCAAUUCGGCAGCUCCUUUGGCCAGAACUCGGCCCUCAGCACUGGACUCGCCUCGGGAGUGAACUUCCAGCAGAACAGCCAACUCAAUCAGCUGCUCAACCAGGCUCGUCAGGGCGCACUCCAGCAGGCGGGCUCCUCCGGCCUGUCCUCGGUCAACCAGGCGCAAGUGAACAGUGGCUACAACGCCGGCUCACAUGCCGGGUACAACAACGCCUUUCGAUCCGGCUUCGGCUUCAACUCCGCCACCGCCCAGAACUCUGCCCUGAACUCUGCCAGCUCCUUUAACUCCGGACUGUCGUCUGGAUCCUUGCUGGGUGGCAGCCAAAGUGGAUCCCUGCUCGGUGGCUCUUUGCUGGGAGGCCAGCAGAACUUCGGACUCGGACUCAGCGCGGGUCUCACAAACGGACAGCAGUUGGCCGGAUCGAACAACUUUGGCGCCGGAUUCGGAGCCGCAGCCGGUAAUUCCGGCAGUGGCUACCAGACCAAGCAGUGGGAGAAACAGUCCAAGUGGUCUUCCCAGUCUGCGUUCGAUUCCGCUGGCCAUGUGAACAACUACAAGGAUCUGGCCACCGGCGAGAGCGAAAGUGUUGACAUCAACGGCAAGAAGACCGGCUACCAUGCGGCCACAGCCUCCGUCGAUGACAACGGCAAGUUCGGCACCCACAGUGUUCACUCGUAAACGGCGACCCCGACACGCAUCCAAAACUAGAAACCUUUCGUGUUCUUAGGGAGUAAAUUUAAUCAACUCCAAAUGUUAUUUGUAAAAUAAUGUGAAAGUAAAAUGAAUUGUUGUCAGGUUU